Teleopsis dalmanni is the source of this 1423-nucleotide messenger RNA. Its product is annotated as serine protease 7-like. The record is from RefSeq and is a predicted model, not a curated record. The transcript has 5 exons. Lineage: Eukaryota; Metazoa; Arthropoda; Insecta; Diptera; Diopsidae. Bases 31 to 1260 code for a protein of 409 amino acids. Gene Ontology annotation, biological process: proteolysis. Gene Ontology annotation, molecular function: serine-type endopeptidase activity.
UCAACAUUUAUAUAUUCGCGUUUUAGAAAAAUGUCGCAGUUUUUUUCACGAGUUUUUUUUUUUGUUUUAUUCGUUUAUUUAUUUUACAUAACAAGAGUCGAAAUUCUUGGAGAAAUAAAGCACUGCUUGAAGGGUAAUGGAGUUAAAGGAUUAUGCAAGUCAAUUAACGAAUGUCAAUCUUUGCAAAAUAUACUAAAACAGAGUAUUCAGCAGGACAAUUAUAUAAUAAGCUCGUUGGAAUGUCCAGUAGGUGUUGGCAGUCCGCCGUUCGUUUGUUGUACUGAAAUUUCGCCACAUAUAUCUACGAUACUUAAUCAUAAUGAUCGUGUAAUAUUCCCCAGCGAUAAAAUUAUUUUUCCUACCAAAACGGAAGCGAUAAGAAAAUUUCCGCAGAAUAUUAAAACAGCAACAAAUGGAAUCGUUAAAGACGGUUCAAUUAUUCCAUAUCCGCCUUAUUGCGGUAGUGUCACGCUUGCCAAUAAAAUUUUUGGUGGAGUUGAAGCAGAACUAACGGAAUUUUCGUGGAUGGUCAAUUUAGAAUAUCAGACAACAAACGGUGCUCUUGUUUCGGUUUGUUCCGGUUCAAUUAUAAAUAACUAUUACAUCAUAACAGCAGCACACUGUAUUAAAGGUAAAAUUGAGACGAAAGUAGGUCAUAUAGUUUCUAUUCGAUUAGGGGACCACAAUAUUAAAACUCAUAUAGACUGUUCCAAUUCUUCCUGCAUUCCACCUUUUGAACGUGUUGGUAUAGAAUCUAUAGUUGUACACGAGCAGUAUGGAAGUGACCAACAUCUGCGAAUUCAUAAUCACCAUGAUAUCGCUCUCAUUCGAGUUGAUAGAGUUAUUAAUUUUACUGAUUCCAUACAACCAGUUUGUUUGCCUUAUAUCGAGGUAGAUAAUGUUCCUUUACAACACGGCAUGAAGUUAGUUACAGCGGGAUGGGGACAUAAUGGCACAGUUAAACAAACAGAUGUGAAGCACAAAGUAACUGUUCCUUUCGUGAACCGGGAAAGUUGUCAAAGCCUGUAUGCGAAAAAGCAUCUUAUAGCAGAAGAGCAGAUAUGCGCAGGAGGUGUUUACCUUCAAGACAGUUGUACAGGCGACUCCGGCGGCCCAUUAAUGCGUCUAAGUAAUCAAAGUAACGCUUGGAUUUUAGAAGGAAUUGUUUCUUAUGGUCAUAAAUGUGGUUUGGAAUAUCCAGGAAUUUAUACACAUGUCGAUAGCUAUUUGCAGUGGAUUGUGAAAAAUCUAAAGAAUUAAAAUAAAUUAAAUACUGUUGUGUUUUGACUGUGAUAUGUUGAUAAGAUUAAGUUUAAAACUAAUUAUUUUUAUGUAAUUCUAAAAUUUCACUAUUAAAUACGUACGUAUAUAUACAAAUUCUUGUCCAUGUUCAUAUUUAUAAUAUGAAUAAUAUAUUUAUAAU